Stylophora pistillata is the source of this 2004-nucleotide messenger RNA. Its product is annotated as legumain. The record is from RefSeq and is a predicted model, not a curated record. Lineage: Eukaryota; Metazoa; Cnidaria; Anthozoa; Scleractinia; Pocilloporidae. Gene Ontology annotation, biological process: vacuolar protein processing. Gene Ontology annotation, molecular function: cysteine-type endopeptidase activity.
CAAGAAUGAGUCACGCUAUUAAGAAUCAAUUGGAUGCGAGUCCCUAAAAGAGAGGAUAGCUUUGUACGGUAUUUGUUUCCUAGAGAUUUACAAAAUAAUGUUGGGAGGACUGCUUUUCCUCAGUCUUUCAUUCCUCGCUGCCUCAGCAGAAACUGGAAAGCACUGGGCUCUGAUCGUAGCGGGGUCGAACGGUUGGUACAACUACAGGCACCAGGCUGAUGUAUGCCAUGCCUACCAGAUCCUCCACAAAAAUGGCAUUCCUGAUGAAAAUAUUGUGGUCAUGAUGUAUGAUGACAUCGCCAAUAAUCCCUCGAAUCCAACACCUGGCAUCAUUAUAAACAAGCCUAAAGGAGACGAUGUGUACAAAGGAGUUGUUAAAGACUACACAAAAGAGGAAGUAACACCAAAUAACUUCUUGAAUGUUCUGAAGGGAAAUAAACAAGCUAUGAGUGGCAUUGGCAGUGGAAAAGUGAUUGACAGUGGGCCAAAUGACCAUGUUUUUGUUUAUUUUACUGACCAUGGAGCUCCUGGACUCAUUGCAUUUCCAAGUGAUGAGUUGAUGGCACCUGACUUAAUAGCUGCCCUCAAUGAGAUGUAUGAAAACAAGAAAUUCAGCAAGCUGGUGUUCUACCUUGAAGCUUGUGAGUCAGGAUCCAUGUUUCACAACAAGCUGAAGGACAACAUAGACAUCUAUGCAACUACUGCUGCCAAUCGCCAUGAAUCCUCAUAUGCCUGCUACUAUGACAAGAAGAGACAAACCUACCUUGGAGAUGUGUACUCUGUCAAGUGGAUGGAAAACUCUGAUGCGGUUGAUUUAACUAAGGAGACACUCUUGAAGCAAUUCCAAAUUGUGAAACAGGAGACGAACACCAGUCACGUGAUGCAGUAUGGAGACCUGGAUUUUGAUGGUGAUGACCUGGACGAAUUCCAAGGUGACGGCACGGGAAUUGUUUCCGGAAAGUCUCCAGAGGAGUAUCGUGGGGAACCAAUUACCGAUGCCAUUCCUGCACCAGAUGUUGAGCUGAAUAUCCUUCACCACCGCCUGAAGGAUAGCGCGAGCCUGGCUGAAAAACGAAAAAUUGCUCUUGAAAUCGAAGAAUUGAUCGAGCGCAAAGAAGGUGUCAGCAAAACAAUGGAGGCAAUUGUGCAGCGAUGUACCACCUCUGAGGAGCAGAAGACUCGGGUCCUGAAGACUCGUGCUAAUCCGGAAGACUUUGACUGUUAUAGGCAGGCUGUCAAAACUUUCUCAAAGACCUGUUACAGCCUGGGACAGAAUGACCACGCCCUGCGUCACGUCUACGCCCUCUCUAACUUAUGCGAGGAAAACAUUCCAGCUGAAAUGAUUGUAUCUGCAAUCAUGCGAGAGUGUGCUGGAAUCAAGUACUAAAGGAACACUCUGUCUACUUUUUUUUACCUGUUUGCAAAGCCUGAGGCUUUUAGUUAUUGUCACAUAAGUCGAUCCUUUUUUUAACAUUUCUAGAUAGUUUUUAAUUUGUAUACUUUGUAUCCCAAUGUUUUUUUUCAAUUUACUUGAUGAUAUUCAUUUUUAUUUUACUUUAUUCUUUGGUCUGCCGACCGCUGCAAGCCAGCGUCUAGAUUACCAAUAAUUCAUUCCUGGUGAACCUAACCUUCGAAUGAAGAACUUAGUCAGAACUGACAUAUAAAAGUUCAAGAUAUUUUACAACUUGUAGAAUUGUAUCUCCCGUGGGCUAACAAUUGAGCUUAGGCCAGGAAUAAAAACAAGAAUUCUCUUUUAUGUUUUGAGUGAUUUCAAACGUGAUAGCAAUGUUACCAAGUAAUUGCGCCUUCUUUGCAUUAAAAAUGAAUCGUAUAAACCGAUCGGUUAGUGGUUGCUUCCAAAGUACCAUUGCAAUGCGUUAAGUGUAAUGUGACGCGAAUUGUUCAUUUUGUUUGUUUAUUUUAUUUUUUCAUAGAUAUGUGGAUGGAGCUUAAAUAUGUGUAGAUUGCACAUAUUCAAUAAAAAAUGUUCGCUUGAGAGCCUGA